Molecule: messenger RNA, 2677 nt
Organism: Scheffersomyces coipomensis
Lineage: Eukaryota; Fungi; Ascomycota; Pichiomycetes; Serinales; Debaryomycetaceae
Gene: STB5
Product: Stb5p
Exons: 1
Coding region: 54-2453 (799 amino acids)
Biological process (GO): regulation of DNA-templated transcription
Molecular function (GO): zinc ion binding; DNA-binding transcription factor activity, RNA polymerase II-specific
Source: RefSeq, a predicted model, not a curated record
AGGUUCUACCGCCACCCCUUUAUCUAUAGAAAAUGUAUAUAUAACACGAUAUUAUGGAAAUUAAAAAGGAACAAGAAUUAGAACCGGAUGAUACUGAUUUAAAUCAGAAUCGGAUUUCUAUAUCACGUUUGAUUGAUAGUGAUCAAGAAAACAUUAACAAUAAUAACAAUAAUAUGUCUACACCACCUAAAAAUGAAACCACGUCGGAUGAAGAUCAACCAAGCAAUGAACAUCAUGAUUCAGAACCACCACAUAAAAGAAGAGUACGACAUAAGAAGAGAUAUGGUCAAUUAACUGAUAUUGUUAUUGGAAAAUCAAAACCAACAAAAUUAAAUCCAAUAUCUACUGUCGUACCCCCUAAUAAUGCCAAUAUUGUUAAUCCAAGUAUAACUAUGAAUAAUAAUAAUCAUGAUCAAUCAGUAUUAUUUUCUAAAUUUAGAAUGUUAAAGCCAUUAUCUCCACCUCCACCUCAACAAUUGCAACCAUUACAAUCAUUAUUCCCAUAUCCUCAACCACCACAUCAAUAUGAACAAACACCUACCCUCCAACAACAACAAUUACCACAUAUGGUCUAUUCUCCCGUACCACCACCUCAACAAUAUCAACAACAACAACAACAACAACCGCUUCAACUUCAUCUUUUACCUCAAAUGUUGGUUCAUUCACCAAUGGCGAUGGCAACUCAACAUAUGCCCACACCCCCUUUAAUUCCAAAUUCACCAAUGAUAACUGUAGUUCCUUGUAUUCAUUGUCAACAAUUUAAUCAAUUAUGUGAUAGGAAAUUUCCAAUUUGUCACAAUUGUGAAAUAUCGAAUAGAAAUUGUCAAUAUCAACCAUAUAUGUCACAUCCACCAACUAAUAUACAGCCUGUACCCCAUCCACCAGGACCGGUAUCGAUUCCAUCUACUCCUAUGACAAUAAUGACGGGGAGUAGUAGCUCGAAUGGAACUGUUGUAUCAUAUUUUGAUGGACGAUCUCAAGUUAAUGUUUCAAAUACUAACCCAUACAUGACUAAUGAAAAUAAUUCUUAUAGGCCACCACAAAUAGCCAAUGAAGUUGAUCAAGCUUCAUCUGUAGUUAUUGAUUCGCUUAAUUUUGAAUUCAAUCCAUCAUCCUUAGAAGUGGUUAAUGUUAAAAAGUCAACUUUAUUAACUUGUGGAGAUAUGUAUUUUAAAUUAUUUUCAUUUGAUUUUCCAAUAAUUUCAAAACGAGAAUUUUUAACUUACUUACAUCAAUUCUUAUAUAAUAGAAAUCAACUUGAUAAUUAUUUUAAGUUUCAGUUAUUCAUGAUAAUAUCAAUUGGAAGUAAAGCCAUUGAGAAUUUAAAUGGGUCUACUAUGUUUUCCAUCUCACAACAAUUCUUCAAACAAGCUAUAUUAUUAAAUCGCGAAUUAGCCAACGAUCAAUUGCAUCAUCAUACAAGUGGAGGUAAGAAUAUUGAUAAUUUAAAGAGAUUAUUAUUAUUAGGGAUUUAUUCUUUGUUAGAAAGUUCUGAAUUAAUCUCAUGGGAAAUAUCAGGUAAAUUAAGUAGAUUAAUAAGUUUAGUUGAACCUGAUCAAUUCAAACAAGAUUAUCAAUUAAAAUUAUUAUGUUCAAAUAUUUAUAUUAUUGAAGGAUUGAUUACUGCUACGUUAAAUAAGAAUAUGACUAUUAAUGAAUCAUAUCUUAUUGAUGAUAAUAUUGAACAUCUGAAACAAUUAAGAAUUCGUCAAUUAGAAAUGUUAAUUAUGCAAAGUAAAAAGAAAAGAUCUAAUUCAAUCAUAAGUUAUGCUGAUAAAAAAUCAAUUGAAUCUCAAUUAAGUUAUUGGUAUAAAGGUGGAUUUGAUGAUGAUUCUAAAGAUGAAUUUCUUCCUAUUAGAAACAAGAGAGAUUAUAAUUAUUUAUUAGCUAAUCUUUAUUAUUAUUCAAGUAAUACCUCAACUACCUCAUCAUCAUCAAGUAAUAAUAAUGGUAACAAUAAUAAUAGUAUCACUAAUCAACAUUCAAGUUCUAUCAAUGAUACCAAUCGAAGAAAGAUUAUGCAAUAUUGUCAAGAUUAUUUCCAACAAACCCUUGAAUUAGCAAAUGGAGGGAAUUUAAUCAUUGGAUGGAUGUCAUUAUAUCGAUUGUUUAAUAUCUGUACUAUAUAUUUUGAAAAUCUAAUUGAUGGAUGUGAAACUCUGGAAUUCAUCACAAGUGAUCAUACUAUUAAUAAUAAUGAUAAUUAUAACACCAUCAAUUUACAAAACUUCAUAAAUUGUUAUAAGAUCUUACAAGAAUUUAAUAAUAACAAUAGUUGGGUGAUAGUUAAUCAAGUUUCAACCAUAUUUAACAAUUUAAUCAAUCUUUAUCAAGGAAAAUUGGUGGUAGUUGAUAUCCGCAACAAUAAAACGAUCUUAGUUGAAUCAUAUAAUUCAUUCAUCAAUAUGUUAAGACAACACUCUAGUCUUGAUUUAAAGUCUCAUUUUAGUUAGACCCCCUUUAAUAAUUAAUAAAACUGUAAAUAUACAAAUAGACAAAUUUAAACUUAGAUUGAAUCGUUAGUGAUUUAAACGUUAUCAUUGUUGUUAUUAUUAGAAGAUAUGGAUUUCGACCUUAAUUUUCCUGUUAAUAGAUAAACAAUAGAGAAAAUGUUUGAAAUUAUGUUACCAAAAAAAGGCAAAAAAAAAAGAAUAAAACAAAAUUAAAAAAAAAAAAA